CCUCCACGCGCACUUGCCUCCUUCCCCCUUUGUCUGUCUUUCCCAGCGGAUUCUUGUUUCUGGCUUUGCAUUCUAGUCUUCAAGAAACUGUUUAUUGAAGAUCGUUUUGGAUAUAUUUGGAAAUUGGACACGGUAGGUUGCUGGUUCUCACUUCUGACGAGCGGCGGCGAGGAAAGCGUGGCUUUUUGAUACUCGUGCUGACGAGACGCGCGGUAGUCAAGACCGCUAUACUCCAGGAAGGAAGAAUUAGCAAGAACUGUUGAAUUUGGUUUGAAUAUUACUACAAAGUCAGUCCAUUCACCAUCCACCCACACCCACCAUGGCUGCUUCAAAUUACCAGUCCAACCCGCGUAAAUUCUCAUUCAACGUGUCAGAUCAGUAUGAGAUUCUCGAUGUAGUAGGCGAAGGCGCUUACGGUGUUGUCUGCUCCGCUAUCCACAAGCCGUCUGGGCAGAAAGUAGCGAUCAAGAAGAUCACGCCUUUUGAUCAUUCUAUGUUUUGUCUGCGCACACUGCGCGAGAUGAAGCUUUUGAAGUACUUCAAUCAUGAGAAUAUAAUCUCAAUCUUGGACAUCCAGCGACCUAGCAGUUUCGAUCUAUUUUCCGAAGUGUAUUUGAUUCAGGAGCUCAUGGAAACGGACAUGCACCGAGUAAUCCGCACCCAAAAACUAUCAGACGACCACUGCCAGUACUUCAUCUACCAGACCCUCCGCGCUCUGAAAGCCAUGCACAGCGCAAACGUUCUCCACCGCGAUCUGAAACCCUCGAAUCUGCUUCUGAACGCAAACUGCGAUCUCAAAGUCUGCGACUUUGGCCUCGCGCGCUCGGCGGCCUCGACCGACGACAACCAGGGCUUCAUGACUGAAUACGUUGCGACGCGGUGGUAUCGUGCGCCGGAAAUCAUGCUGACGUUUAAGGAGUACACCAAAGCUAUCGAUAUGUGGAGCGUGGGCUGCAUCCUCGCCGAGAUGCUCACGGGCAAACCUCUGUUUCCAGGAAAGGACUACCAUCACCAGCUGACCCUGAUUCUCGACGUGCUCGGCACUCCGACUAUGGAGGACUACUACGCCGUCAAAUCCGCCCGUGCGCGCGAGUACAUCCGCUCGCUCCCGUUCAAGAAGCGCGCGUCCUUCGCCGCUAUGCUGCCGGAUACGAACCCGCUCGCCGUCGAUCUGCUGGAGAAGAUGCUGAUGUUCAACCCUACCAAACGCAUAACCGUCGAAGCCGCGCUGCAGCAUCCGUACCUGGAGCCGUAUCAUGACCCUGAUGACGAACCCACGGCGCCGCCGAUUCCGGAGGGGUUCUUUGAUUUUGAUCGGAGGAAGGAUGAUUUAUCCAAGGAGCAGCUUAAGCAGCUGAUUUACAACGAAAUCAUGGGUGUGUAGUUCAAAGUCUAUACGCAAUAUAAAGCAUACAUUUCACCUCAUGGACUUUCGAUAUAAUCACAGCAGAUGUGAAUGAAGCUGUGGAAUAGUGCUCUGCAGCCUUAAUUUUUGCCGUAGUUGUUGUACCGUUCGUAGUAGAGAUGGAGGAGUAUGAGCUCAAACCAUUUUGAUCGUAAUGGAUCGGUAAAAGGAACUCGAG
Molecule: messenger RNA, 1583 nt
Organism: Myxozyma melibiosi
Lineage: Eukaryota; Fungi; Ascomycota; Lipomycetes; Lipomycetales; Lipomycetaceae
Product: kinase-like domain-containing protein
Exons: 6
Coding region: 320-1384 (354 amino acids)
Biological process (GO): protein phosphorylation; intracellular signal transduction
Cellular component (GO): cytoplasm; nucleus
Molecular function (GO): ATP binding; MAP kinase activity
Source: RefSeq, a predicted model, not a curated record